Messenger RNA from Tripterygium wilfordii, 2689 nucleotides. RefSeq lists its product as uncharacterized. NCBI's taxonomy places the organism in Eukaryota, Viridiplantae, Streptophyta, Magnoliopsida, Celastrales, Celastraceae. The coding region runs from base 319 to 2415 and encodes 698 amino acids. The record is from RefSeq and is a predicted model, not a curated record. The transcript is spliced from 5 exons.
GAGAGAGAAUGGUUGGUAGCUUUCGCUGUUGUGUUUUCUUUCCCUCGCUUCGUCUUCUUUCGGUGAAGACCCCUUUCCUCAAUUUUAUCUUCAAGUACGAUUCGUCGUCUUCUUCGAUCUAAUACUUGAAGCAAUCGGGAUUAUCGACAAACAGUUCGUCUCCAGUUUCAGUCUUUUUGGAUACAUUUCCCUGUGAUCGCUAGAGCAACCAAUACUUCAUUGUCAUCGAACUUCAAUUCUAGGGUUAUGAAGUAUCGGUUAGGUGGAGAUUGAUUUGAUCGGCUAAAAAUAGUAAUCGCUGAUUAAUUCGAUAACUAGAUGGAAAGUACCGGCGACGAGGACGCUGAUGCCGUGCUCAGCGACGUGGAGGGGGAGGAUCCGGUGCCGAUUGUGAUUAAGAAUCCGUCUCCGGAUGAAUUAUCCGUGGAGAGGUUCCGCGAGCUUUUAACGGAGCUCGAUCGCGAGCGAGCGGCUCGCGAGGCGGCGGAGAAUUCGAAAUCGGAGCUGCUGGUGUCGUUCAAUCGGUUGAAGGCGCUUACUCAUGAGGCUAUCAAGAAGCGGGACGAGUGCUCGAGGCAGAAAGAGGAGGCCUUGCGUGAGAAAGAGGAGGCUUUGCGUGAGAAAGAGGAGGCUUCCAUAUUGAAUGAGAGGAGCUCUGUGCAGUUGGCGGAAGCGAAUAGAGUUAAAGACGAGGUUCUGAAGCAGAGAGAUGAUAUGAGUCAGCAAUUGGACGAGGCGGUGAAAGCCAGGGAGUCUCUGCAAUCUGAAAUUCAGAAAUCAACUCAUAUGCUGGUGAGUGGAUUGGAUAAGAUAUCUGGUAAAGUAAGCAACUUCAAGAAUUUCGCAGCUGGUGGAUUGCCUAGGUCACAGAAAUACACGACAGGUCUGCCAGCAGUGGCUUAUGGUGUUAUAAAGAGGACUAACGAGAUUGUUGAGGAGCUUCUUAGACAGAUUGAUACCACCACGAAAUCCAGAAAUGAAGCGAGAGAACAGAUGGAGCAAAGGAACUAUGAGAUAGCAAUUGAGGUUUCUCAGCUUGAAGCCACCAUCAGUGGUUUAAGAGAAGAGGUGGAGAAGAAAAGUUCCUUGAUUGAGGAUAUGGAGAGAAGUAUAACUGAAAAGGAUGGGAAGAUAAAUGAGAAUGAAAGGGAGAUGUUGGAGAAGAUUCAUUCCCUGGAGAAUGAAGUAGUGGAGCUCAGGGAUUUAGUUGGUGAAUAUGAUAUUAAGUUGGGGAAUUUGGAGUCUAAGAUGGAAUCACAGAGGCCUUUGUUGAUUGAUCAAUUGAGUUUUGUUUCGAAAAUUCAUGACCAGAUUUAUGAAGUUAUAAAGACAGUUGAUGCAACUGAUCAUUCAGAAUUGUCGGAGUCCUUAUUUCUGCCGCAGGAAACAGACAUGGAAGAAAAUGUACGUGCUUGCUUAGCAGGGUUGGAAUCUAUUUAUGAAUUGGCAAGAGUUGUUGUUGAAAAAACUAGAGAUUUAGUAGAGGAGAACCGUCAUGAAGCAAAGGGUUUGGAGGAAACAGUGGGUCGAUUAGUUAAGGAGAAAGAGCAUAUUGGUUCUUUACUCAGGAGUGCUCUGUCCAAGAAAAUGAUAUUAGAUCCUUCUUCCAAGACAAAUGAGCUUUUUACGGCUGCUGAGAAUGGUUUAAGAGAGGCUGGGAUAGAUUUUAAAUUUAACAAGCUUCUUGGAGAUGGCAAGAUUCCAUCAUCUCAUCAUGACACAGAUUUUCCAGAGGCAGAGGAUGAGAUAUGCACUUUGGCUGGUGCUCUGGAAAAUAUUGUCAAGGCUUCUCAACUUGAGAUAAUUGAGUUGCAGCAUUCUGUGGAGGAAUUACGGGCAGAGUCAAGUUUACUUAAAGCACAUGUAGAGGCUCAAGCCAAGGAGCUCACUGAUAGGAUGCGGAAAAUAGAGGAACUUGAAGAGAAGGAGAGAGUGGCAAAUGAAAGUGUUGAAGGGCUUAUGUUGGACAUUGCUGCUGCUGAAGAAGAAAUUACAAGAUGGAAAGUUGCAGCAGAGCAGGAGGCUGCUGCUGGACGAGCUGUUGAGCAGGAGUUUGUAGCACAGUUUUCAACACUUAAACAGGAACUUGAAGAAGCGAGGCAAGCCUUGUUGGAAUCGGAGAAGAAAUUAAGAUUCAAAGAAGAGACAGCAGCGGCAGCAAUGGCAGCAAGAGAUGCGGCUGAAAAAUCAUUGAGACUGGCAGACACAAGAGCAUCUAGGCUGAGAGAGAGGGUAGAGGAGCUCAGCCAUCAGCUUGAAGAGUUUGAAAACAGAGAAGACUCCAGGGGUCGACAUGGCCCUAGAUAUAUAUGUUGGCCAUGGCAGUGGCUGGGGAUGGACUUUGUUGGCUCUCAUAGACCUGUCAGCGAACAACAGAGUUCAAAUGAAAUGGAGCUUUCUGAACCCCUUCUCUGAUUAAAAAUUAUUUCCCCUUCUUGUAUUUAUUGUGAAAUUUCAAAUCCACGCAUUUUAGGUUAUAGCAGUUUCAUUCUUCAAGGCUCCCUUGUUUGCACUACUUGUUUUUUCUCUGAGGUCUUGCAGCAAUUGCUUUGGUUAGUUUUUAUACUUCAUAGGGGAGUGACGGUCAGCUGCAGUGAACGUUUGAUCCUCUAUUUUACUGUUUGGCCUGCUGGUUUUUGCUAUCAGUUGUUUCAAGCUAAUAAUUUAUAAAAUUAUGGUGCUCUCUCCA